ACACAAGCAAAAUCAAGAUAACAGUGGUGUACUAAAUUCGGACCACUAACCAAGAUCUUUCUUCCCCUUUGGGAAAAUGGGGGUUCAAGAAUUCAUUGAAAUCGUCCAUGUUUUGCCACAUGGCCAUGAAUUUCCCACCACUCCCCUAGAAUUUCAGUGCUACAAGCUUCAUAAACCGACCCAUUUCAUCACCCACAAACAUCCACCAUCUCCAUUUCUUCUUAACUGUUCAUCAUCCUCUUCCUUUUUCUCUGCAGGUUCUUCAACAGAAGUGACUUCUGAUACAAAACCAUCAUGGCUUUGACCAGAUUUCACAACCCUUUCAAUCUUUCCUCCUCUAGUUUGUCAAGAACAUGUUUCCCAGUUCCAGCUUUUCGGGAGUACCUAGUUGAGAUUUCGCCUUGUCAAAGGAUUGGGUGUAAUUUUGGAGGGAAAUCAGCUUGUGGGCGGAGGAAGAAAGUCAACCAAGUGAAAGCCGCCGUUGCUGAAGCGCCGCCGGCGGAAGGGGCAGCUGGAGAAAUUAGCCGGAGCUUACCAACGAAGAAUGUUCGGAUACUUGUGGCUGGUGGUGGAAUUGGGGGUUUGGUUUUUGCUUUGGCGGCGAAAAGGAAAGGUUUUGAUGUGGUGGUUUUCGAGAGGGAUAUAAGUGCCAUUAGAGGAGAAGGGCAGUACAGGGGACCUAUUCAGAUACAAAGCAAUGCUUUGGCGGCUUUGGAAGCCAUUGAUUUGGAUGUUGCUGAGGAAGUUAUGAGAGUUGGUUGUAUUACUGGUGAUAGGAUUAAUGGUCUUGUUGAUGGGGUUUCUGGAAAUUGGUACAUCAAGUUUGACACGUUCACUCCUGCAGCAGAACGUGGACUUCCAGUCACUAGGGUAAUCAGUCGAAUGUCAUUGCAACAAAUUCUUGCUCGUGCUGUGGGUGAUGAUGUGAUUAUAAAUGAUAGUAAUGUUGUUGACUUUGAGGAUAAUGGAGAGAAGGUAAAGGUGACUCUUGAAAAUGGACAGCAACAUGAGGGUGAUCUCCUGGUCGGAGCAGAUGGUAUAUGGUCAAAGGUUAGGAAGAACUUGUUUGGACACUCAGAAGCGGUAUAUUCUGGCUACACUUGCUAUACAGGUAUCGCGGACUUCAUUCCAGCCGACAUUGAAACUGUUGGGUACCGUGUGUUUUUGGGACACAAACAAUACUUUGUUUCCUCAGACGUCGGUGCAGGAAAGAUGCAGUGGUAUGCAUUCCAUCAGGAACCAUCUGGUGGCACUGAUGCCCCUAACGGCAAAAAGGAGAGACUGUUCAAAAUUUUUGAUGGUUGGUGUGACAAUGUGAUAGAUUUGAUACAGGCCACUGAUGAAGAUUCUGUUCUUCGACGUGAUAUAUAUGAUCGCACACCCAUUUUCACAUGGGGUAAGGGUCGUGUAACUUUGCUUGGGGACUCUGUACAUGCCAUGCAGCCAAAUAUGGGCCAAGGGGGAUGCAUGGCUAUUGAGGAUGGUUAUCAACUUGCACUUGAGUUGGAUAAAGCAUGGAACGAAAGCGUAGCCUCAGGAUCUCCUAUUGACAUUGUUUCAUCAUUGAAGAGUUAUGAGAGUAGUAGAAGAAUACGGGUUGCUGUAAUUCAUGGAAUGGCAAGAAUGGCUGCAUUAAUGGCUUCCACUUAUAAAGCUUAUUUGGGAGUUGGACUCGGCCCACUUUCAUUUUUGACACAGUUCAGAAUACCACAUCCAGGGACAUUUGGUGGAAGGUUUUUUAUUGAUCUGGCAAUGCCCUUGAUGCUCAAUUGGGUCCUUGGCGGUAACAGUUCAAAAUUAGAAGGGAGGCCACCAGCUUGUAGACUCUCGGACAAAGCAAAUGAUCAGUUGCGAAAAUGGUUUGAAGACGAUGAUGCCCUAGAGCGAGCUAUUAAUGGAGAUUGGUUUUUAUUACCACAAGGAGGCAAAGCUAGCGUUUCACAGCCUAUUUGCCUACGCAGAGACGAGAACCAACCCUGUUUGAUUGGAAGUGUGGAGCAAGAAGUAGAUUCAGGGUUAUCGGUCGCUAUACCGUUGCCUCAGGUUUCAGAAAAGCAUGCCCGUAUUAAUUACAAAGAUGGGGCCUUCUUCUUGACUGAUCUGAGAAGUGAACAUGGCACUUGGCUAUCCGAUCACGAAGGACGACGGUACCGUGUACCCCCGAAUUUUCCCGUACGCUUCCAUCAGUCUGACUUAAUUGAGUUUGGUUCUGAUAAGAAGGCAAUAUUUCGUGUGAAGGUAAUAAGAUCUUCAGUUGAAAAUGAUAGAGAAAAAGUAGAGAUGAACUCAUGAAACAACAAAGAAGAUCUUUCCAUUACCGAGUUAUUCUUAGUUCUAGAGAUAUGUACAGAUCAUUGAAGGCAGUGGAGAAUUCUAAAUCUGCUGAUUUUGAAUGCAACAGAUUGAUUUGUAUUGUCACUCAGUUUUUGAGUGUAAAGAUGCAUGGAACUCCACACUCUUGUAGUGAUUCUUAAAAUACCAAAGUUUUAGUAUACACCAAAAGUUUUAGAUUAA
Messenger RNA from Cucumis melo (muskmelon), 2514 nucleotides. RefSeq names its product zeaxanthin epoxidase, chloroplastic. Gene Ontology annotation, cellular component: membrane; chloroplast. NCBI's taxonomy places the organism in Eukaryota, Viridiplantae, Streptophyta, Magnoliopsida, Cucurbitales, Cucurbitaceae. Gene Ontology annotation, biological process: abscisic acid biosynthetic process. Gene Ontology annotation, molecular function: protein binding; zeaxanthin epoxidase activity; FAD binding. The record is from RefSeq and is marked provisional.